AUGAGUAACCAAGUCCCGAACCAGAUGGAGGAGGACGAACAGCCGUAUUGCAUAUGGCAUCCCGAUCUGGCCACCGAGGAGACCUAUCGUGCUUUGGCUCUAAAGUUUCCCAGUAUGCGCUAUCAGGUCGGUCGUGCCUGUGCUACUGCAGGUUACUACGACCUAUACAAAGAGUUGGAUCUUCUUCCGGAGGUAUCAAUUGCCGAAGAAGCUCGGGAAAGCCAUACAGAGGGUGGUAAGCUGAUUUAUGAUGAGAUCAUGGGUUGCAAGUCGCGUUACGCUAUUAUGAAUGACUGCAAACGCGAAGUUGAGACGUACGAGGAUGAUUACGAAUAUCCGGCGUAUUUGAACGGCGAUACUGAAGUACGAUGGCGCCUGAAGGCUCGACAGAAACUGUCAAGGGAUGAACUGCAGGAUCUCCUUCCAUGCAUUAAGGAAGACAUGCACCUUGAUAUCGAGAAGCAAGAGGUGGAUGAAGAGCAUGGCACGCUCAGCAAUGAAGAGGCGAAAUUGCUCUGGCAGCCUCUUCCUCAAGAUCUUCCCACUGUCAAGAAAACGUUGUUACUACAGAUGGCCGCUUACGACGGCAACAUUGAACGUUUUGCACGACUAGCUGGUGGUGGAAGGACGCUGUCUCAACUCGAUCUCGAAUGUGUUGAACGUGGAAUCCUUCACCACUCCAUGUUCGCACGCUGGUGGGCAGACCAGGUCAAGGAGGAUACUGUGUAUGCAAAGGCUGUCCCGCAUAUAACCUGGAUCCAGGAACCUAUUAUAGCACGUCGUAUCAUGGUCAACGAUUAUGCUUAUUUUGAGAAACGCUGGCCGGCUGGAGAUCCAAAGCCGUAUAUCAUUUGGUGGCCUCUACGACCAGAUGCUCAAUUCCUUCUCUUUUUAUUAGAAAAAUGUCCAGAGAUCACGAUGCAAACAGCGGCUGCCGCCAUUGUAUGCGAUUACGAUCAUGUCUACGCUGCUGCUGAUCCAGAACCCAGCACGGACUUGUGGGAAGUUGCUUCCUACUCCACAAACCCUUUCUACCGCGAGGACCAGGAGAAGCGCGCGAAGGAAAAGAAUUUCGACCUUGGUUGGAACGGUUGGAAAGAUCUGAUGCCGCUAUAUCGUCAAUGCGAUUUGAUGAAGACCAGAGAAUUCACUGUUCUAGAACCAUAUGAAGGAGGGAUCCGAGACACAGUCGGGCAGUACGAGGUUCCCACUAUCUAUGAAAAGAUUGUCAAUACCGGCGAUGUGCAAGUCAAGGUCUGGGAAGGUGUUGGCAGGGUAUCAUCGGUAAACUGA
Messenger RNA from Fusarium coffeatum, 1293 nucleotides. RefSeq lists its product as uncharacterized. The transcript has 2 exons. The record is from RefSeq and is a predicted model, not a curated record. Lineage: Eukaryota; Fungi; Ascomycota; Sordariomycetes; Hypocreales; Nectriaceae. The coding region runs from base 1 to 1293 and encodes 430 amino acids.